AUGCAGAUGGCUCGGGCCGUCAUCCGCUUGCGCCUCUACGCCGGCCCUGGACGGCUCACUGCCCCGAUUCGCCCGCGCCCGCGCGGCUGCGGCCAUGAGCAGCCCGACAGCGGGCGCCGCGGGCUAUCGACCGGAUCUGCGACGGCGCACGGCACGCCUGCUGCGCUGCGCCGCCUUCUCCGGGUCUCCGACGAGGUGGCCGACGCCGUCAAGCUCAACAAGCCCGUCGUGGCGCUCGAGUCCACCAUCUACACCCACGGCGCGCUGGGCAAAGAUCUCGCCCAAGAGCACCAAGACCUCGUCCGCAGCCAUGGCGGCAUCCCCGCCGUUGUGGCCGUCGUCGAUGGCGUUCCCUCGGUUGGCGUGUCGGCGCAUGACAUUACUCGCAUGAUGGAAGACGAGGGUACUGUCAAGGCUUCACGCAGGGACAUUGCCUACCUUGUCGGCAUGGGCCUCGCCGGCCGCAAAAUCCACGGCGGCACGACAAUAGCAGGGACCAUGCUUCUCGCGAGACUGGCCGGAAUCCGCGUAUUCGGCACCGGUGGCCUGGGCGGCGUGCACCGCGGCGGCGAGGACUCCAUGGACGUCUCCGCCGACCUCACCGAGCUGGGACGCACCAGGCUGGCAGUCGUGUGCAGCGGCUGCAAGGGAUUUCUCGACAUCCCCCGGACACUCGAGUACCUCGAGACCCAGGGCUGUCUCGUGUCCACCUUUACCGACGGGCGGACCGGCAAGGUCGACUUCCCGGCUUUCUGGGCCAGGGAGAGCGGCACCCCGAGCCCGUCCGUCGUCAACAGCGAGAAGGAGGCCGCGGCCAUCAUCUUUGCCCAGGAGCGGCUGGGCAUCGAGUCUGGCAUGCUCUUUGCGAACCCGAUCCCGGACGAGUUUGCGGUCCCUUCGGGGGAGAUGAGGGUGGCUAUUGAGCAGGCGGUGCAGGAGGCCGUCGACAAUGGCUUCACCGGCAGCAAAAACACGCCUUACAUCUUGCAGAGACUCAGGCAGCUCACCGGCGAAAGGGUCGUUCUCGCCAACAAGGCCCUGGUGGCGGCCAACAUCUCACGGGCCACUGAUAUUGCCGUGGAGCUGUCCCGCCUGCUGCAGUCUGCGUCGCGCUCGCAGCCGGUGAUGAAUAAUACAAAUAGACUUGAUGUAGCAUCCAAUAAGCCCGAGCAGCCCAAUGCCGCCACCGCCACCAUCGACACCAAGGUCGAUGUCGUCGUAGCCGGCGCGGUUGCAGUCGAUCUCAACUGUGACUAUACCGGCACAGCUUCCAAGCCAGGCGAAGUAGCACCGCAGGCGUACACGUCGAACCCAGCCCGCAUCAGCCAGUCAAUUGGCGGUGUCGGCCACAAUGUCGCGCUUGCUGCUCACCUAGCCAGCAGGCAGGCUCGUGUCCGGCUAUGCAGCGUGGUCGGCGACGACGUGGCUGGAUCGACGGUGCUUUCGUCGCUACGAGACUCGGGGCUCGACGCCUCUCACGUCCGGAGACUCAACCAACAGUCGCACCCGGGCAGUCGCACCGCGCAGUAUGUGGCCGUCAACGACGGCAGCGGGAACCUGGUCAUGGCCAUGGCUGAUAUGGGCAUCUUAACGGAACACGCGUCCCCCGAGCACUGGGAGUCGGCCGUGGCAGCAAUGGCACCCAAGUGGCUCGUCGUCGAUGGCAACUGGACGCCGCGCGACAUCAGAUCAUGGAUCCAGGCCGGCAGGGAGCACAACGCUCAAGUUGCUUUCGAGCCCGUGUCAGUGCAAAAGUCACGAGGGCUGUUUUGCGCCCACCAGACGGGCGUUCCCAAACUCGGCGUCUUCCCCCAUGCGAGCGUCCAUCUCGCGUCCCCCAACGUCUACGAGCUUGCGGCCAUGUACGCCGCGGCCAAGGAUAACGGAUACCUCGAGCUGGGCCGCUGGUUCGAAGUCAUCGACGCGUUUGGCAUGAGGGGCGCACGGGACCGAUUCGUCCGCCAGACCUCGGCCGAGCUCACCGACGCCGGCGUGCCGGUGCAGUCGGUCCAGCUGCUGCCCUACAUACCCACGCUCCUCACCAAGCUCGGAUCCAAGGGGGUCCUCCUCACGACGAUCCUAGACCGCGACGAUCCUCUUCUCCGAGACCGGGACGCCGAGGAGUUCAUCCUGACGCGGGCGGCCGUCGAUCACCCUUGCGUUGGCGGCGUCUACAUGCGACUGUUCCCAGCUGCAGAGGAGGUGCAGGAUAUCGUCUCUGUCAACGGGGUUGGCGACACGUUUCUGGGCGUCAUGGUCUCGGGCCUGGCGCAGGGCGGACGGGUAGAGAGGCUGGUUGAUGUCGCGCAGCGAGGGGCCGUCUUGUCGCUCAAGUGCCGCGAGUCGGUGAGUCCAAGUCUUGGGCAGUUGGAGGAGCAGAUUACUCGAGCAAUUUCUCGAAGAUGA
Hirsutella rhossiliensis is the source of this 2406-nucleotide messenger RNA. Its product is annotated as indigoidine synthase A like protein. Gene Ontology annotation, molecular function: pseudouridylate synthase activity. Lineage: Eukaryota; Fungi; Ascomycota; Sordariomycetes; Hypocreales; Ophiocordycipitaceae. Bases 1 to 2406 code for a protein of 801 amino acids. The record is from RefSeq and is a predicted model, not a curated record. The transcript is spliced from 4 exons.